UUCAAGCGAGCAGAUCGCUUUGACUUCAUAAAACAAUCACGUUCAACAUAUUGCAUUGGAUUAUAACCUGAGGGUGCCUCACACAAUUGCUAACAGUGAUAUUGACACAAACUUUCACGACACUGGUGUUCAACUUUAUCUCGAACGAAAGGAGUAAUCGCAUUCCGAUUAAACAUUUAUCAUGGAGUACUGGACAACAGUCUUAUCAAUAGUAGCCGCCAUACUUGCUAUUUAUUAUUACUCAUCCUGCAAAGAUUCGAACGUGUUUCAGAAGCAUGGAAUUCCACAUGUUAAAGAAUAUUCCUUGUUGGAAAGAAUUUGGAAAGUUUUUAUUCGACCAAAAAGUUUCGCUGAUAUGAUUAAAGAAAUGUACAACGUGCAUUCCGAUGCUAAGUAUAUUGGUGCUUUUGAUUUCACAAGAUUGAUCGUAGUACUUCGUGAUCCUGAACUGAUUAAAUCUGUCGCUAUCAAACAUUUCGACGCAUUUCCGGAUCAUCUUUUCUUUGGUAAUGAAACUCAAGAUCCGCUUUUUGGGACAAAUUUGCUUGCUCUUCGCGGUGACAAAUGGCGUGAUAUUAGAACGCUUCUGAGUCCUGCUUUUACAGCUAGUAAAAUGAGGACAAUGUUUCAAUUGAUAUCUGAAUGCGCUGUGAACUUUUCGGAAUAUUUAUUGAAUGUACCAUCAGACAAACGCGUUAUGGAAAUGAAAGAUAUAUUCACAAGAUACUCUAAUGACGUGAUCGCUUCAUGCGCCUUUGGUAUUGACGUGGAUUCGAUGAGAAACCCAGAAAAUGAUUUUUACAUGUUCGGCAAGAAAGCGUCAAAUUUUGGCAUGCUUGCACUUAUAAAAAUUUUGAUGUAUCAACAUAUGCCGUCGCUUAUACGUCUAUUAAAUAUUAAAUUAAUAGAUGAUCGUACUAAUGCAUUCUUUGUAAAUCUGGUAGCUGACACUAUAAGAAUCAGAGAAGAGAAAGGUAUUAUUCGGCCAGACGUAAUUCAAUUAUUGAUGGAUAGCAGAAGCAAAAGAGAACCUGGGAAAGAACUGACCAUUUUGAAUAUAACAUCACAGGCAUUCAUUUUUUUUAUUGCUGGCUUCGACAGCAGCUCGACACUGAUGAGUUUCGCGGCAUACGAAAUUGCCAUCAAUCCAGAUAUUCAAGAGAAACUGCAAAAUGAGAUCGACAAAAUUUUGGAAGAUACGAAUGGUAAACCAUCUUACGAGGCGAUCAACGGAAUGAAAUAUCUAAAUGCCGUUAUUAAUGAGGCUCUCAGAAAGUAUCCGGUACAACCAGUGACGGACAGAAUGUGCGUGAAAGAUUUUGAGUUGCCUUCUACACUACCAAAUGUAAAGCCAUAUCUUGUAAAGGAAGGAACGACACUCUUUAUCCCAAUUUAUGCGCUUCAACACGAUCCUAAAUACUUUCCGGAACCUGAUAAAUUCAAACCUGAGAGAUUCUUCGCUGAAGAAGAUCAGUGCAAUUUUAACGCUUAUUAUCCAUUUGGAUUAGGUCCGAGAAUGUGCAUCGGUAAUAGAUUCGCGUUACUCGAAACAAGGACUAUGUUAUUUCAUCUUCUGGCUCGUUGUCAGUUAAAGCCGUGCGAGAAAACUUCGACAUCUGUAAAAUUUCAGAAAGGCGGAUUUUCAAUGCGGAUGGAAGGCGGUUUCUGGUUGAGCAUUGUACCUAGAGAAAACGCGCAUCCUACGGUUAUGGAAACAAACCAGUCGUGUCAGUUUCCGAUUCCAAACUAAUCCAAAUGUAAGGCUGUCGAACAGUAGGAGUAUUCAAAACAUACAAAUUUAGAGAUACAACAUGAUGUCCUUGAAAAUAAAAAUAUCAUAUAUUAGAGAUGAAACUGACACGACUACGGUUUACGAUUAAAUAGUUGCUUGCUCAUGCGAUCAUUAACAUCAUCGAUGCGUAACUCAUGGGCAGGUAGUCGUUUCAUAAUAAUCUAUAAUUGGCUAGUUUUAAACUCAAUUUAUAUCUAAAAAACUACUG
Molecule: messenger RNA, 2000 nt
Organism: Trachymyrmex septentrionalis
Lineage: Eukaryota; Metazoa; Arthropoda; Insecta; Hymenoptera; Formicidae
Product: cytochrome P450 9e2-like
Exons: 1
Coding region: 182-1750 (522 amino acids)
Molecular function (GO): iron ion binding; heme binding; monooxygenase activity
Source: RefSeq, a predicted model, not a curated record